Molecule: messenger RNA, 723 nt
Organism: Terrapene triunguis (Three-toed box turtle)
Lineage: Eukaryota; Metazoa; Chordata; Testudines; Emydidae
Product: rho GTPase-activating protein 15-like
Exons: 3
Biological process (GO): signal transduction; regulation of GTPase activity
Cellular component (GO): cytoplasm
Source: RefSeq, a predicted model, not a curated record
AGGAGCGGCUGAGCCUGGCUGACCCCGAGUGGGACGACGUCCACGUGGUGACCGGCGCCCUCAAGCUCUUCUUCCGCGAGCUGCCCGAGCCCCUGGUGCCCUUCGCCCUCUUCGACGCCUUCGUGGCUGCCGUCAAGCUGCCAGCCUACGGCGAGCGGGUGCAGCGCCUGGCCGAGCUGGUCCAGAGCCUGCCCCCUCCCAACUACGCCACCCUGCGCUACAUCCUGGCCCACCUCCGCAAGGUGAUGGAGCACGCCGACGCUAACCGCAUGACCCGGCAGAACAUCGGCAUCGUCUUCGGCCCCACGCUGCUGCGGCCGGAGAAGGAGCUGGCCAGCAUGGCCGUGGACAUGGUCCACCAGAACCAGGCUGUGGAGCUGCUGCUCUCCGAGUUCCAGCGCAUCUUCCCGGCCCCCGGCGCCAACUGAGCCCCCGGCAGCGCCCGGGCACUGAACCCCUGCCAGGACCAGGGCCGCCACCUGGAACAGACUGGACUCAGCGCCAGCCAAGGACAAUGGCCCUGGGGCCCCGUCCCACCCCCGGGCUUUGGACAAUGGAGACCCUCCCUUGGGCCCUACUCAGGGCAGCUGCAUGGGCACCGGUGCCCCUAGAGGGGAAAGACCCCGUGCCCCAUUCCCCGCCCCUCUGAGCCAGCCUGUGCCCGGCGCCCUCUGCCCUUCCGCGUCUGUGCGUGCCCAGGGCACCGUCUGUCUGGACUCUCGA